Molecule: messenger RNA, 304 nt
Organism: Funneliformis geosporum
Lineage: Eukaryota; Fungi; Glomeromycota; Glomeromycetes; Glomerales; Glomeraceae
Source: the annotation of a GenBank genome assembly
AUGAGUGAUAAUAUAACAUUUAUUCCGUAUGAUAUUCAAAAACUAAAAAAACUAAGACUAACCAACAAAAAAAAAGCUCCAAAUAUGUUUAUAUUAUUCCGUCGAGAUAUGAUGAUCAAUAAACCACCUAAUAUGACAAUGACAAAUUUCAGUAAAUUUGUUUCUUUGCAAUGGAAAAACUUGUCUGACUAUGAGAAAGCCAAGUACCAGAAACGAUCCCAAUUAAUUAGAGAUUUAGAAAUAAAGAUUGAUGAAUUUCCUCGAACUGUUGAAUGUCAAUCUUGUAAAUCGGGUGGUGAUAAAU